AUGUCGCUGGUGCUCUUGGGGUUGGAUACAGGUUUUUUCUUCACCUCACCAUGCAUUGCGGGCAUUCUCACCGACCACGAUGUGCGCAUUUAUUACCAAAACCUGGGAUUCAAGAACUGCGAUGUGAAUGCCUACCUCCUGGCUGCUUCCGACGAUUGCUACGACGUAGUCGUGUUAACCGAAACCUGGCUCGACUCGCGUACGCUCUCUCAUCAGGUGUUCGGUCCUGAAUUCGAAGUUUUCCUUUGCGAUCGUGGACCCGUAAAUAGUCGGAAACUUUCUGGCGGUGGAGUACUUGUCGCGGUGACGCGAAGGUUUAAGACUAAAGAAGUGAAAAAGGAUCUGUGGGAUAGCAUCGAGCAGGUGUGGGUAUGCACUGAGCUUGCGAAUCGGAAGGACUACCUGUGUGGUAUUUAUGUUCCACCCGAUCGAGUACGCGAUGAUACAUUAGUUGGAGUUCACUCUCAGUCCGUUAUGUCAGUAAUCGAUAUGGCAACUGCAACCGAUGAGCUUAUCGUUAUCGACCCUGAUCACUCUACUCUGCACAUUGGAGCUAUACGGUUUCUCGACUGCUACAGUUCUGCCACGCUGCGACAGAUCAACCACGUGACUAACGAGAACAAUCGCUGCCUGGCCCUCUGUUUCGUCAGCGCGCAGGACGUUGCCCCGGUUGUUUCACUCGCUCCACCACCUCUGGUCAAGGAAGUAAGGCAACACCCGCCAUUAUAUCUCGCCCUCAAGAACUUUUCGGUAAACCUUACGGAAACCGUCACACCUGUCUCUUACAACUUCCGAAAAGCCGAUCACCGGAGCAUUACUGAAUUUAUUGCCGCUAUCGAGUGGGUCGGUGUUCUUGAUGGCCGUGCUGCCAAUAGCGCUGCACUGACGUUAUCGCACAUAAUCAUUCACGCUAUUGACCGACAUGUUCCCAAGAUAGUUCGUUCAUUUAAUAGUAAGCCACGAGCUUCGCAUGUUGAAGACCAAAAAAAGGCUGCACUCAGGACUUACUUCAGGUUUGGUACGCUUCCGUUCCACGAGCACUACAAAAAGUUGAACACAACGUAUAAGAGGACCAGUCAGAGUUGUUUUAGACGACACCUGCAAAGCAUCCAGCGCAGUUUGAAGGCGAAACCAAAAACAUUAUGGAGACACGUUAACGCUCAACGAAGAGAAUCGAGUCUUCCUUCAACUAUGACUUUCAACGGCAAGGUUGCCUCCGAGCCGGAGAAGGUCUGCCAACUCUUUGCUGAGAAAUUCGCGCAGACUUUUUGCAACGAUGUGACCCCGGCUGACCAAGAAACUCAGGCUGCUCAAAACGUUCCGAUUGUAGUUGGAAGGCAGAACGUUACUCCAAAUGUGCUAAGAAAAGAGUUUGUGAGGCCCUCCCGGGCCUCCCAGGGUCUAAAUCCGGCCCUGAUUGUGGCCCUGGCACUUCGAGUCAUUUACGGGAAGGAUCAUUACGUCUUUCAACAGGACAGCGCACCGGCCCACACGGCGAAAAUCGUCCAAGCGUGGUGUCGGGAUAAUUUGACCCAGAUUUAUAUCAUAAGACCUUAG
This is a messenger RNA of Wyeomyia smithii (pitcher-plant mosquito), 1557 nucleotides long. RefSeq lists its product as uncharacterized. Lineage: Eukaryota; Metazoa; Arthropoda; Insecta; Diptera; Culicidae. Gene Ontology annotation, molecular function: nucleic acid binding. The coding region runs from base 1 to 1557 and encodes 518 amino acids. The transcript has 4 exons. The record is from RefSeq and is a predicted model, not a curated record.